CUACUGAGCAGCUCUGCUCCAGCUCCCACCAGCAGCACUGAGCAUAAGAACAGCAGAACCCCCUUCGCCCUCCUGCUGCCAAGCCAGACAGAGAGACACACAGCACCAUGUACAGCGUGGACGACCUCCUCAUUUCUCACGGAUACAAAUUGCCCAAGACAAGCGUCCCCUGCCCCUCUUCAACUUCAUCCGCCACCGCACCUUGCGAGAAACAGCGCCACGUCGCCGCCACGACUGAUUGCCACCGUGAAAUCCCAGCAGCAGAGAACCAGAGGCCUGGCCGUGUUGGCUCACUGAACGGGUAUGAACAGGCAGCAGACAGGGGGGCCUGCGUCUUCAGGAGCAGCAGCAGGCAGGCACUACUGGCGAAGGUCUACCCCGGCAGCGGUGACAAUGAGAGCGGCGGGGAAAGGAACCAAAGGAGAAAAGAAGCUGGCAGCGGUAACCUAGGUGACAACCUAGCACAGCCCCUGGGCGAUUCUCUCGCCACGGAUAGCGGGUUCUAUGACGCGCCCAGCUUAACCUAUUUUGAGCAGAUCGAGAGAAGAGAGCAGUUGGAUGAGAGGGAUGUCUCCUACUGGAGGAGGAGAGGCCAGGACUUCAGCGUCCUCCUGGAUUACGCAGACGGCCGGGAGCUGAGAGCAUCCGCUGGCUUUCUGAAGGCCUCGGAGGCGGCAUGGCGACCACAGGCCCUGAUCGCAGAGGACCAUAGGGGAGAGAGGGAGAAGCUGCAGAAGCAGCAGAAGCAGCUAUGGGAAGACACCUCCAUCUCCUGGCUGAGAGAGGCCGAUGCGGCUCCUAGACAGUUGAGGGUAGUGACUGGGGUGACUGGGGAGCGGAAGUGCCAGAGCCUGGGCACAGAGGAGUGGAAGCCUGCGGUGGGGCUGGGGAGGCAGCUGUCGGAUGGGGAAGGCGAGAGGUGGGCUCAGGAGCAGCAGCACCGCCUGAGGACUCCAGAGAGCACUGGUUCUAUCCUCCCCAGAACCAGAGGGAUGUCCCAGUCCCUCCCCAGAGUGCUGUCACCUGAUGGAGCUACUGAACACACAAACACACAGUCCAGUUUGGUCAGUGUCCAGCUUCGACCAGGCCAGGUUGAUAGACAGAGAGUGAACAGCACCGUAUUUUCCGGGCCUUAUAGUCGGUAUUACCACAGUGCCGCAGUCAGCAGGGACCGGUGGGCCAGGAACAGUUGGCAAAGCGUCGGACAUGUUGCACUUUUACCAAAGCCCAGGUUCAGCAGGCCUGUCAAGCCUCCAUCAUACGAAAUACACCAGCAGACUAGGGGUAGCCAAGAGAUGCUCGCUGUAGCUGUAGUAGAUCAGCAGGGAGGGUCCAAACAACGGAAAGACACCAGGCCUGUCUAUUACCCACGGGGUGGAGAAUUGCAAAGACAAGACUAUUUCGCACAACACUCUGCUAUCUUUGGCAUGGAGCCCCCCGGUUAUAUCCCGCCCCCGUCUUAUAAGAGAGCCCUGCCCCCAAUUAGGGGAGGACCAAUCAACCGCAACGAAGUGGCAAACUAUAAGUGGAGGGGGGAGAUGAAGAUACAGAUGCACAUGCCUAUGAGCUCAGAGGUGGGAAAGUGGUUUUCCGGACAGACAAGAGGGUCGUGGCUGGAACACUACGGGGAUCGAGGUAUACCCUACAGGAAACAGGUUAACGCUAACCCAAACCUUAACCCUGGAUACACCGAGGAGCAUCUGGGUCAUGUUCACUAUUUACCCUUUGAUGAUCUGCGAGUGAGACAUGUCUCAGGAGGGCCUGGCGGAAAUUCUCUUACUGACACUGACAAGUUUAUCCGAAACAUGAAGAAAGAGACUCCCUGCUCUAAGGUUUUAGGACAAUCUACACAUGAUAGUGCCUUUCCCCCCCCACAGGGGGUCUCUCUCAGUAACGCCUGCCGCAAGACAUCUCUCAAUGACAACGAUGGUGGUAGUAGUACUAGAUGGUGCAACAGGGGUUUAAUAAACAAAGGAAGUGUAGACAGUGUAGCUCCUGAUCAGAGCUGUGGUAACUAUCCAACAGCUUUUCACAUUAGACCUCCUCAGCAACUGAUCAGGCAUGUGGACCAAGGUCAAGGUGUGUCAGAAACUGUAACUCAAGUGACAACGUCAGUCAAUGAGCCUGACUCCACAGAGAAAGAGAAACCAAGAAAAAGUGACUCAGAGAAACCAGAAAAAAAUGAGAAAAAGAGUGUAAAAAAAAAACUUAGUGAGACAAUAUUCUGUUUGGUGUCUGUUCCCAUCCCUCUAACGCCGGGUGGUACGUCCCGUGAUCAAAACAACAACGACGACGAGAAGCCACCAAGCCCAGUCCGGCCACCAAGCCCAGUGGACAGUCCGAGUGAGAACAAAACGGGCCACUUAACAAACCAAAGUUUCCAAAGCACAUCUUCAGCAGAGGCUGAGCUGCAAGCACUAACCGGUAGCAUAGCGAGCAGCAGAUCAAGCAGCAAAAUAGUGAGAAAACUCCCUAUUAAACCCCCCAAAAUAAACCAUCACAAGGAGCUCAAACUCUCAGGUGCCUGGCCUGGGAACCAAUACCGGGACCAGGAGACCCAAACGAGCCCAGAAGCCCGAAAGCCUCAGCAUCCCCCUCCUCCAGGCACUGAAAACAAGGAAGCACAAGACCCUCAAGUCCCUGCCCCAGGCUCCUCUGACGUCAUCACCCAAGAUCCCAGCGGUGUGGGCAAUACUGCAUUCAGCUGUCCUAUAAAAGGGGUGAAGAGCCUGAAACCAUCCAGCAACAGCGCCUUUUCCAGGACGGCCACUUUCUCCAUUUCCAGCCAGCUGAACAAGAGCACAGCUCAGCCGCCAGCAGCAGCACCAACACCACCCUCAGGAAACACGACGGAGGAGGCCAAACCAGCAGCAACCUGCAGUGGGCAGGAAGCCUUCGGUCAGUUCCUGCUGAAGCCCGUCAGCAGGCGGCCAUGGGACGCCAUCGAGGAGCUGGAGACUAUCAACAAAGAGUUCCAGGAUCAGCAGCAGAAGCAACAGCAGAGCAGCAAGAGACCCAGUGUUGACCAGUGCAUUGAGGACCUCAACGAGGCCUACAAAGACAUUCUAGAGCUAGGCACUGCCAGCAAUAACAUUUCCAACAAUAGCGGUGCUGUGCAGAUCCCUGAGCGGAUCAAGAUAAGGCUGGCGGGGGAGGCGGGGCUCAGCAAGCCCAGCAGCCUUAGGCGCAGUAUCGAGAGCUGGUCUGUGUCCGUCGACCCGGAGUACAGGGAGCUUAAGAGCGCCUUCUCCAGACCCGCUGAAAGAAAAUCUGUGACUUUCAGCAAGCAGCUAAAAGAGGAUCUCCCUGUCCCACCACGCAAGCCUACAGGAUUCAGAGAAUACAGGGUUGUUUCGAAUUUGUCACGGAGAAGUAGCUGCAGUGGCAGGUCGGUGAAGCUAGACCUCUCUUCGCCUUCGGAGACACCACCGCCUUGUGACUUUACCGCCCCUAGUGACUUUAUUGACUCUCCUAGGGAUCCCAGCGAGAUCAGAGACUUAAGCCCAACGACGCCAACGACGCACACGGCAGCAGAAGUCCCCUGGGCAGAUAGGCAGCCGAUGCAGGACGCCUCCACACUUACGAGUCCCCCUGACUAUGAGGACAUAUGUCAGUCUUUGCAAAAGACCCGAGACUCAGAGGCCAGCCCGCUGGUGCUGCUUGUGGUUUUAAACAUUCAGGAGCCUUACCGCCGCUGGGACAAAGGAUCGUUUGGCUUAUUUAUGUUGGGCCCUGGUGCCUGCCCGGUAACAUUGUCCCGAGGGCAGUACAUCAAACUCCUGGUAAAGAAGAUGUCUGGGGGCCAGCGGUACCUUGUUUGUGUUGACAUCACGUGA
This is a messenger RNA of Salvelinus sp. IW2-2015, 3836 nucleotides long. RefSeq names its product junctional cadherin 5-associated protein-like. The record is from RefSeq and is a predicted model, not a curated record. Gene Ontology annotation, cellular component: ruffle membrane; adherens junction. Gene Ontology annotation, biological process: positive regulation of blood vessel endothelial cell proliferation involved in sprouting angiogenesis. Lineage: Eukaryota; Metazoa; Chordata; Actinopteri; Salmoniformes; Salmonidae.